This is a messenger RNA of Monopterus albus (swamp eel), 1914 nucleotides long. RefSeq names its product forkhead box D2 (gene foxd2). The record is from RefSeq and is a predicted model, not a curated record. The transcript has a single exon. Gene Ontology annotation, biological process: cell differentiation; anatomical structure morphogenesis; regulation of transcription by RNA polymerase II. The coding region runs from base 450 to 1553 and encodes 367 amino acids. Gene Ontology annotation, molecular function: RNA polymerase II cis-regulatory region sequence-specific DNA binding; DNA-binding transcription factor activity, RNA polymerase II-specific. Lineage: Eukaryota; Metazoa; Chordata; Actinopteri; Synbranchiformes; Synbranchidae.
AUCUACUCAAUCCUGUGCGUAAAAGAUAUUUUGGAGAGGCACUUGGAACUCCAAAAGUGGCGUUUUAAAUGAACGACAGCAUAAACUGAUCACAGAGGAAACCAUCGCAUUUAAAGACAACUGACGUGCACAUCGAUGCAAGAUCGAUGAUCUUUGACUGCUCUUUUAUGCCCGAAAAGAAGUUUUCUGCUCGACGAGAGCCUCGCACGGCCCUGCUCGACCAGCACCGGACAGCAGUCGCCAAACCUUCAGGUCAAAGAGUUUCAUACUUUCAGCAGAUUCUGGCGAUGCGUGCGUUCAGUAGUUGGAAAUAAAGCUGCUGCACAAGUCUGGUGUGGUUGGAAGGUGGGAGUGGAGAGUGUGUGCGCGCUCUCACUCAGUAGCCUCACCGGACCAGAGGAAGAGGAAACCCGGGAGAGGGGGGUGGGAGAGAAGCGGCGUUUCCAAGGAUGACUUUAGGGACGGAUAUGUCCGACAGCUCUGCGUUGUCCGAAGAUGUGGACAUCGAUGUGGUUGGGGGAGACAUAUCCGUCGGGAAGGACGGAAAGUACAUUCACCACGAGUUCAUCUUGGACAAUGACUCGGACGACAAUUACUCCCAGAACGCGGCCGAGAGGGUUUCCUCUCCCGGGCUCAGCAGCUCCGACUGCCCGCCAGAACAGAUGGGGUCCAGUGCAGAGGCAGGGUCCGUGAUUGGGGACAAACCAAGAAAAAGUGCACUUGUAAAGCCACCCUACUCCUACAUCGCCCUGAUCACUAUGGCUAUCCUGCAGAGCCCCAAGAAACGCCUAACUCUCAGUGAGAUCUGCGAGUUCAUCAGCAACAGAUUCCCCUACUACCGGGAGAAAUUCCCUGCGUGGCAAAACUCUAUUCGCCACAACCUUUCCUUAAACGACUGUUUCGUGAAAAUCCCAAGGGAGCCCGGCAACCCCGGAAAGGGCAACUACUGGACCCUGGACCCGGACUCAGCAGACAUGUUCGACAACGGGAGCUUCUUGCGCAGGAGGAAGCGCUUCAAGAGGCACCAAAGUAAUGAAAUCCUCAGGGACUCCGGUGGUUUUCUUCCCGGGUUUGGAUACGGCCCGUAUGGAUACAACUAUGGACUUCAGCUACAGAACUUCCACGCAGCCCACAACCCGUAUCACCCACAUCACACAGGCGGUUCAUUCCCGUUCCCUAAUGCCCCCUGCACCUUGCCCUCUUCAGCGUCCAUAUUCCCUGCACCGCAUCCCCUACCCUCCCUUUUAGGGACAGAUUUAAGAAAAUCCUUUUAUCCUCAACUAAGCCCGUCUCUGCCGCCUCUCAAGACGGACUCCAGCACCCCUAGUCGGCCUUCUUUCUCCAUUGACAAUAUCAUCGGAGCUGCCAACUCCACCGCCUCUUCAUACAGCGCGCAGCCGGGCAGCCAGGCUCAGAUCCUGGCCAUGUUGACCCCAGCCCUGGCCUCUGCUUCUAGUCAUUUGAACCUAUCACCGGACAGCAUAUUACAGCCUGGUCCACAGAGUCAAAGCUUUUCCAUCAAAACCCCGAAUAUGAACACUUGUACUUUCUAAAAAAAAGAGAAUGCCCGCUGAAAAUCUUUUAAUAAAAAGCCAAUUGUGGCGUCGUCCUAUGUGAAGGUAGGCUGAACAUUCUUGCUGAAAUAAGAGUGUUUUGGCUCUCCCCGUUUCUUACCAGUGUAGGAGGAGAGAAAGGUUUAUUUAUGGCUUGUAAAUAUGUGCAUAACAUUGAAAAACAAAAGCAAGAGAAACUCGGAGAAAACUCUUUUAAAACGAUGCUGGCCCUCAACCUGGCACAUGGCCUUCAUUUGUCAGUGGGAGAAGAGGGGAAGGUUAUUUUAACAUAAGUUAAAGGUGUCAGCCAUGGCUACGUGGAUGAUAUCCGAUUUUGUAAAAAAUAUAACUGAGAAUUUUA